CUUUACUCUUCGUAUUUUUGUAGUAUAUCAUAACUCGUUAACUUCACUAAUCGUAUUAUACAUACAUUCUUACUUAAACCAAUAAUGGCUAAAUCGAAAAUUAUUGGUCCCAUCAUAGGACAUCCGCAUCUCCUAGGAGAUGUAAGAAAUUUGAAAAUCUCUGGACCUCAACCACAACAUACAAUUACUUCAUCAAUAACAGCAAAUAUCAUUUUAGUGGCUAAAUACUCUUUCCAAGAAGAAAAUAGUAAUGAAUUAUCAAUUAAAAAAGGUGAUAUUUUAAAACUCAUAAACAGAUGUGGAGAUGGCUGGUUAUUAGUUAAGUUUGUCGAUAAACUUGUCGAUCCUGGCUUAAUACCUGCAUUGUAUGUUGAUAUUGCCGUUAACGAUCCAAUAAAUCCAAUUACUUUAAAUUGGUUACAUUCAACAGACGAAGAUUACAAUCAUAGUACUAAAUUAAUUGAAGAUUUUCAUUAUCUUCAAUUUCAAUUAAAGGCAGAUUCAAAUUCUAAACCAUUAAGUAUUAAUAAUAAGGCUUAUCCUAUUGCAGCUUCAAUUUCAAACUUUCUGUUAUUCAAAGAUAGAUAUUGGUAUAGAAUUGAUGUAGAAUAUUCUGAUCAUUCGAAAACUCAUAUUGGUAGAUAUUAUCAAGACUUUUAUCAAUUACAUAUUAAUUUAAAGAACCUAUUUGAUUUGAAUGUUAAUAAUGAUAAGUCUAUUGAUAUUGAAUCCUUGAAAUUACCAAAGUUACCUGAACCGAUGUCAAGCUAUGAAGAAGAACAUGAUGAAGCAUCUAUUACAUUAUUAUUAAAGCGUUGUAAUGAUUUACAUUUAUAUGUGAACAAAUUAAUUCUUAAUAAUUAUUAUCAAACUUCAUUUGUUUUAAUUGAUUGGCUAGAUUUAGCAAAUGAUAAAGAAGGGCUCAAAGGUUUUAAAAAUGACCCUAUCAUUGAUAAUCUUAGUAAUGAUCAAAUUAAUGAGAAGAUUCUUCCGGGUUCAAUUAAUGUUGUUAAGCAAUAUUAUGAUAGAAAGUUGCAUGAGCAAGUCUUUGAUGAAAAUAAUGAAGGUGAUGUUCCAAGAAGAACAAAAACCAAAAACAUAUAUAAUCAUUAUCAACAAGCAAAGGAUUUCACAAGAAAUGGUAGUAUUAAUAGAAGUGACUCCAUCGGGGUUAAUAGAAACAACUCUGUUAGUGUUGGUAGAAAUAAUUCUACCAGUAUUAAUAUUAGAAAGAAUUCUGUCGGUGUUAACAGAAAUAAUUCUACAGGCAUUAAUAGAAAUAACUCCUCGGGAUUUAAUAGAACUAACUCUACAGGUAUUAACAGAAAUAAUUCUAAUUCAUAUGAUAGAACUAAUUCAAGUGAAGAAUCCGAGGAUAAUUCACCAAAUUCUAGUUUCAAUACCACUGCCCCUUUAAACACAAAUAUGACUGCAAAUACAUCUUAUGGAUCUGGUCGUUCCACAUCAUCGACUUCACCAGGUAGAAGCCAAUUACCUUUUUCUUCUAAUGUCCCUCAUCCUGUUAGAAUCAAUGGCGGUCCUCCAAAAUUUUCAAAUGGUAGUCCAGCAUUGAAUUAUUCACCUUCACUGCAAUAUUCACCUCAGUUUUCACCUCAAUUUUCACCUCAAUUUUCUCAGCCAUAUGCAUCAAUGUCUCCUCAGAUGAAUCAUCAGAAUCCUUAUAAUAAUCAUCAAUAUAUUAAAUGUAAAAUUGUUAAUUUCAAUGAUGAAAUUGUUGCAAUUCGUUUAAAUAAAGCUUCAAUUAAAUCUAUUAAUGACAUUAAGGUAUUAAUAAAACAGAAAAUCUAUUUCACAAAAUUAUUUAUAAAAUUACCAAAUUCAACUAAUUACGAGAAUUUAGAUAAUGCCAAUUUUGACAUUUAUGAGUUUUUAAGGUUCAAUGAUAAGGUAUACCUCAAAAUUAGUUGAGUUUCAUUAUUAUUAAGAAAUGGGUCUUUGGAGCUCUGGAUAGUUCAAAGAAAUGCUCUCUUCAAUUCACAUGUUUGUUCUUACUACUCUGUUUCUACUCAAUUGUAAUACUUUUAUUGUAUACUUUUAUUGUAAUACUUCUAUUGUUAUAUUCACUAC
Molecule: messenger RNA, 2088 nt
Organism: Scheffersomyces amazonensis
Lineage: Eukaryota; Fungi; Ascomycota; Pichiomycetes; Serinales; Debaryomycetaceae
Exons: 1
Coding region: 85-1929 (614 amino acids)
Biological process (GO): conjugation with cellular fusion
Cellular component (GO): mating projection tip; cytoplasm
Molecular function (GO): phosphatidylinositol binding; protein binding; protein-macromolecule adaptor activity
Source: RefSeq, a predicted model, not a curated record